GCUCCACGGUCUAUUUGGUUCCACAUGGUGUGGCGGGUCGUGCAGUCCCGCACGGUCCAUCUGCUCCGCCGCUCCCGCUUCUCCGUCUCUGCAGGCGGCUUCUCUCCACUCUUGAUGCCGGAAGACCCAAAGCGGCCCCGACGGGAGGAACGACCCAUGGCGCUGAAAAUCGGCACCCACAACGGGACCUUCCACUGCGACGAGGCGCUGGCGUGUUACCUGCUGGGGACGCUGGAGCCGUACAGAGAUGCAGAGAUUGUUAGAACCCGGGACCCGCAGCUUUUAUCGCAGUGUGAUGUAGUUGUCGAUGUGGGCGGCGAGUAUGACCCUUCUCGGAACCGCUACGACCACCAUCAAAGAUCUUUCUGUGAAACCAUGAACAGCCUAUAUCCUGACAAACCGUGGGUUACCAAGCUGAGCAGCGCUGGCCUGGUAUAUGCCCACUUUGGCACACAGAUACUAGCCACGCUCCUGGGAACCGAUGAGGAGGACCCUAUUAUACCAGUCCUAUAUGACAAGAUGUAUGAGAACUUUGUUGAAGAAAUCGAUGCUAUAGACAAUGGAGUAUCCCAGUUUGAUGGGGAGCAGAGAUACAACAUUACCACCAACCUGAGCUCCCGAGUUGGACAUCUCAACCCACGCUGGAAUGAACCUGAUCAGGACACAGAAGCUGGAUUUAAGAAGGCGAUGGAACUGGCAGGGACAGAGUUUGUGUCACGCUUGGACUUUUACCACCGUUCUUGGCUGCCGGCUCGAUCUUUGGUGGAAGAAGCCAUCAGACAGCGAUUCCAGGCGGAUGGCAGUGGAGAAGUGGUGAUCUUGGCCCAAGGUGGAUGCCCAUGGAAGGAGCACUUAUUCCAAGUGGAAAAAGAAAUCAAUCUGGAGAAACAAAUUAAAUACGUGAUCUAUCCAGAUCAGAGCGCUAAGUGGAGGGUGCAGUGUGUUCCCACAGGUCCCAACACCUUUCAGAAUCGGCUUUCUCUACCAGAGGAUUGGCGUGGUCUUCGAGCAGAUGAUCUCUCCUCCAUUAGUGGCAUUCCUGGUUGCAUCUUUGUUCAUGCCAGCGGUUUCAUCGGUGGAAACGAGACACAGGAAGGUGCUCUGGAGAUGGCACGGAAAGCAUUGACGUCCUAGAGUUGUUACUACGUAGGAUACAGCCAACUGUACCAUUCAAUGCGGAAAAAUCUACAAUUUGUAUUUAUACCAUGUGGCAUCACUAAAUAUUUUUGUAUUGACCA
Messenger RNA from Bufo bufo (common toad), 1238 nucleotides. Its product is annotated as MYG1 exonuclease-like. The coding region runs from base 25 to 1134 and encodes 369 amino acids. The transcript is spliced from 7 exons. The record is from RefSeq and is a predicted model, not a curated record. Gene Ontology annotation, cellular component: nucleus; cytoplasm. Lineage: Eukaryota; Metazoa; Chordata; Amphibia; Anura; Bufonidae.